Molecule: messenger RNA, 848 nt
Organism: Anolis carolinensis (green anole)
Lineage: Eukaryota; Metazoa; Chordata; Lepidosauria; Squamata; Anolidae
Product: bifunctional protein GlmU
Exons: 3
Coding region: 233-673 (146 amino acids)
Source: RefSeq, a predicted model, not a curated record
UUGAUGUUUUAUAGGCUUUUCCUUUAUACUUCCUUAUUAUCCAACAUUUUCGCUUAUCCAACGCUUUUAUUUUUCAGUGAUUGGUUUGGGGGGGCGCCAAAAUUCUGUUCGCCUACACUUGAAAAAUACCUAGGGCCGGCUCUGUUUGUAACCCAAACAUUACUAGAGUUAAUGACUAACAUUAUCCACCUGAUUUCACUGGGGAGAGGACAAGCCAGUAAAUACCCGAACCAUGCAGGCUGGACCGGCGGCUCUCUCUGUUUAUGCUCUGCGCUUGGGACCAGGAGAAGACAUCCUUUCUACCUUGGUCAAAUUUGUGAAAGACAGGAAGCUAAAAUCUCCCUUUGUAAUGACUUGCGUGGGGAGCAUCAGCAAAGCAACGCUGAGACUAGCAAAUGCCAUAGCUUCCAAUACUAAUAAGAUUGUUCACCUAAAUGAGCGUUUUGAAAUUGUUUCCUUGGUUGGAACUCUGAAUGAAGCUCCUCACCUACAUAUCUGCCUGUCUGACAAGGAUGGCAAGACUAUUGGGGGGCAUGUUGUGAGUGACUUGAUAGUAUUCACCACAGCUGAGAUAGUGGUUGGGGAAUGUGAUGGCCUGUGGUUCAGCCGGGAGAUGGAUGGCAGCACUGGUUUCCCAGAACUUGUGAUUAGUUCUUGCUCUAAAACAGCUUAGCAGUGCCUGUCCUGUAAAUUAUGUGUCCCCUCUGCACCCCAAAGUGGAUGAAAUAAAUGGAGUCGGAGCAUGCUUUCUUGCUCUUAAGCAGACACCUAUUGAUCCAGGCAUAUUUUCACUCAGAGAGAAAGGCAAUUCUUCAGAGCAAGGACAGAAUAAAAUAAUUUCAAGCUAA